AUGGGUUUAUUGGAAAGUACUGAAUACCGUUACGAAUCCUGUAAUGAUUUUCAACCAACAAAAAUUAUAAAGAAAUAUCAAAAAAGUAUUUUAUAUGUGAUAAGUUUAUAUUGUGCGUUAGCUGCAUCCAUUUCAAUAUCAGGUUGUUCUGUAGCUCUCGUUAAUGUAACAAUAGAUCCCAAUUAUUUGCAACCAAUAAAAGGUAUUUAUGGAGAAAAACUACCCUAUUAUAUGUGGUCACCAUUUGAUGUAGAAAAUUCAAAAUUAAUAUUUGUAUGUUUGGUAUUAUAUGAAUGGUAUAAUUUAUUCGCCUAUGGACAAAUGAUUGCAUCUUGUGAUAUUACAUCAUUUACAAUUUUACAUUUUAUUACGUUACAUACAACGAUACUACAAGGGGCAAUGCGAACAAUUCGUCAACGUGUACUGGAAAAAAUUGAUAUUUCAUUAAACAAUCCAAUAAUGAUUUCGGCACUUCUGUAUCUUUCUGCAUUAUAUUAUCAAAUUUCUACAUUGUCAUGGAUUGGUAAUGAAUUUACACUCAACUGGGAAAAAAUUAGUGACGCAAUUUAUGAGAGUGAAUGGUAUCUAUUAUCAUCGAAAAAUAAAAAGAGUUUGAUGUUCAUGAAAAAUCGUUUCCGGAGACCUAUUUUUAUAAGUAUUGGAAAAUUUGCACCGCUGGGAGUGACAUCCUUAUGUAUGGUAUUACGAUUAUCAUACUCAACAUUUAAUUUAUUACGUCGAAAACAGAACAUCGAAGAAGCAGAUCAGUGA
Messenger RNA from Chrysoperla carnea, 771 nucleotides. RefSeq names its product odorant receptor 94a-like. Gene Ontology annotation, cellular component: plasma membrane. The record is from RefSeq and is a predicted model, not a curated record. The coding region runs from base 1 to 771 and encodes 256 amino acids. NCBI's taxonomy places the organism in Eukaryota, Metazoa, Arthropoda, Insecta, Neuroptera, Chrysopidae. Gene Ontology annotation, molecular function: olfactory receptor activity; odorant binding. The transcript is spliced from 5 exons. Gene Ontology annotation, biological process: detection of chemical stimulus involved in sensory perception of smell; sensory perception of smell.